AGAAUAUUUUCCCUUUCUUAAGCGUUAAACCAAAACGUUGGGAGAUCAAGAAACUCGUUUGAUAAGGAAAAAAAAAUAAAAAAACGGCGUCGUUGAGGAGCUUACCUCUUUGAUACCUGAGCCUGCUUUGCAGUUGGCAGUUGCUUUUACGGUUUUGAUUACGCUGGCCGGACCGAAUUCCGUCGUCAAUCCGCUCCACCACUCUGAGAUCCGAAAGCCGAACCCGUUUUCUCAUUGUUCUAGCAAUCCUAGCAUCAAUGGCUGGUGAUCUAGGGCUUUAUCUGAGAUCCAAUCCUUAUUAAUUUUCUUCGAAAUCCUUAUUUUCAGACCAAAAGGAAGAAAAAAUCAAUGGCGGUGGUGAUUGAGAGCUCCGUUUGGGAACCAAAUCCAUGGAUAUACGUAUUUAUAACAGUGGCGUGUCUCUUAUCGAUCAUUGUAUGCCCUUAUGCCUCCAGCACAACCAAAACUCCCAAUGUCUUCGACCAUGGAAUCUCAUCCCCUUCCUUUCUUCGUUUCCAGAGGAACUUUCUUCUCAUCUACUCUCUUGCUUCAGUCAUGGGAGGACUGUGGUCGGUGUUCGGUGAGUUUGAGUUAGCAUACUAUGGUAUAAGCAAAGAGCAGAUGGUAGAUUAUCUUUGUGUUGGAUAUGCAGCUGCUCUAUUCGCUGGUACUUUUUUAGGUCCACUUUCUGAUUUUAUAGGUCAUAAGAAAGUUUGUUUGCUCUUUUGUAUCCUACACCUCUUCAUCGGCUUGUGGAAGAGAUUUUUUGCACAUCCGAGUAUUAUGGUGGCUAGUAUCUGUUUAUCUCUUUCAGCUUCCAUAUUUUCAUCCAGUUUUGAGACAUGGAUGGUACUUCAACAUGAAAAGCAAGGGUACAGGCAAGAUACUUUAAACGACACAUUUUGGUUAAUGAUUUUCUUCGAGUCUUGCUCUCUAAUUGGGGGCCAGAUGCUUUCUAAUUGGCUCAUUGGCGAUAAUAUGGAGAAAAACAUUUUGUCUCCUUCCUCGGCAGCUGUCUUAAUUGCAAUAGUAGGCAUCAUUUUUGUUGGUAGAGGAUGGAUGGAAAUCCCUCAAACAACAACUUUUAAUGAGUAUAAGAUGUCUUGCUAUGCAUAUAUUUUUGGUGAUAAAAGGAUAUGGCUGUUAGCAUGGGCACAAGCUUGUCUUCACUUCUCCAUUGCUGUUUUCUGGAUUCUUUGGGCCCCAACAUUGGUGGCUGAUGGACGAGAAGUGCACCUAGGCUUGAUAUAUCCGUGUUUGAUGGGCUCCAGAAUGCUAGGAAGCACGGUAUUUCCAUGGCUUAUUGGCGGACUAUCAUCACUUAGAACGGAGGAGUGUUUAGCAUAUGCAUUUAUUGUACUGGGGCUUGUAAUGUCAAUUAUAGCUUAUGAUUAUCAGGAAAUUGGAUUUCUAGUUACACUAUUUUGCUUGUACCAUGCUUGCAUUGGCCUGAUUUUGCCAUCACUUGCCAGAUUGAGGACAAUGUAUGUGCCAAAUGAGUUGCGUGGAGGGAUUAUCACCCUUUCUCAAGCUCCUGCAAAUGCAGCUAUGCUGCUUUUUCUGUUGCAAGGAGGGUAUUAUCGAAACAUUGGGAAUUCAACAAUUAUGGCAAUAGCUGCUCUUGGGCUAUUUUCAGCAGCCGGUGGCAUGCAUGUUUUAAAACGGUGGGGAAAGCAACCUUAUCAAAACUGGCACAAGCUGUAAUUGAAUUCUGGACGUCUGUUAACAAAUUUGAUGCAUGAUUGAUGGAAACGACAAGUUUUACAAAAUCAAGUGCCCUUUUCCAACUGAGGGACAUGAAAACAAAAACAAAAGAAUAAUUAAACAGAUGAGGAUGAACAAGCGGUGGCAAUCAGAUGCUGCUGCUAAAAUAAAUUUACUAGCAGCACGUGAUCUUCAGUGCACCAUGAUUGGAAGAGCAUCUAUAUCAGCACUUCAUUUUCUUCGUUGUAAGCUCCCCAGCACACCCCAAAAGAAAAACGAGAGAGAUCAGAGCGAUAGUAACCUUUUUUUUUUGUUUUUUUUUUUUAAUCUUUUAUUUUUUGUAUUGAAUAGAGAUGGAAAAUCCAAUGUUACAAUAAUUAAAUAGCUCCAAGAGACAAAAUGGGAUGCCAAAUGGUUAUUUUAGAUAUAUAUUUAUUGGCAUUAAUUAUU
Messenger RNA from Ziziphus jujuba (common jujube), 2154 nucleotides. RefSeq lists its product as uncharacterized. The transcript is spliced from 9 exons. The coding region runs from base 349 to 1704 and encodes 451 amino acids. Gene Ontology annotation, biological process: molybdate ion transport. Lineage: Eukaryota; Viridiplantae; Streptophyta; Magnoliopsida; Rosales; Rhamnaceae. Gene Ontology annotation, cellular component: membrane. Gene Ontology annotation, molecular function: molybdate ion transmembrane transporter activity. The record is from RefSeq and is a predicted model, not a curated record.